Messenger RNA from Cucumis melo (muskmelon), 2051 nucleotides. RefSeq names its product LEAF RUST 10 DISEASE-RESISTANCE LOCUS RECEPTOR-LIKE PROTEIN KINASE-like 1.1. The transcript is spliced from 3 exons. Gene Ontology annotation, biological process: phosphorylation. Gene Ontology annotation, molecular function: protein kinase activity. NCBI's taxonomy places the organism in Eukaryota, Viridiplantae, Streptophyta, Magnoliopsida, Cucurbitales, Cucurbitaceae. Bases 1 to 852 code for a protein of 283 amino acids. The record is from RefSeq and is a predicted model, not a curated record.
AUGAAUAAUAUCAAUUUCUGUUUCGCUCUGUUUUUUGCUCUCUCUCAUAUAGUGGGAGUUUCGUUGGCUUGGAAUGAUAGCAGAUACGUUCAUCCAAUUUGCACGCCCUUCGAAUGUGGAAAUCUGGGCCUCAUAGGAUUCCCUAUGAACAAUAUGUCGCUGACUGAUUGCGGAUUUUACACAGUUAAAAACUGCUCGGGACAGCCUAAAAUCCAGCUGAGUCGUGAAAAAGAAUUAUGGUUUGAUGUUGUUGCCAUAUCUCAGGCCAAUGUCAUCCAUAUCGAUGACCAAGAACUUCAGAAGCGAAUAACUGCUCGCGAUUGCACUAUUCUGGAUGAUCUAGCUCUUCCAAUGUCUUCUUUAUCUUCUUUAUCCACAGAUAAUAAUCUUACUAUGUAUCAUUGCACAGAUAAGCCUAUAGACGCUUUACCCCUUUUCAUUAGUUCAUUUAGUUGCCCUGGUUAUUACACAUACAUCGACACUAGUGCUUCACCCAACUGUCCCACUUCCAAGUCUAAAUUUGUUGUUCCAGUUCGUCCCAUUGGUCCCAAUAACUCAGCUGUUGAGUUUACUUCUAAUUUCCAACUUCAAGUAACCAUAUCCCUUCCUUGCCAGCAAUGUCUUCAGAGAGGAGGCCGAUGCUCGGAUACCCAAGGAUACAUCGUCUGUGAAGGUAAAAACACAAAAAGUAGAAAAGUUGAACCUAACAUAUCUCCUAAGAUUUGGGCGUUUGCACUAGGGAUGUUAAUCUCCAUCAUCGUCAUCUUCGUCAUCUUCAUCAUCUUCAUCAUCUUCAUCAUCUUCAUCAUCUUCAUCAUCUGCAACAAAACAAGGCAUGUCAAACAAAAAUAAAAUUAAUGAAAUCAUUGGAAGAUAUUCAAUCCACACUCCCAAGCGAUACACUUACUCAAAGCUAAAGAAAAUCACAGACUCCUUCAAGAACAAGCUUGGCCAAGGAGGAUUCAGCUCUGUCUACAAAGGGAAAUUACCCAAUGGCUGUGAAGUGGCAGUGAAACUACUGAAUGAAUGCACAGAAAACGGUGAAGACUUCAUGAAUGAAGUCGUUAGCAUCACAAGAACUUCGCAUGUAAACAUAGUCAACCUUUUAGGUUUCUGCUACGAACAGGGGAAAAGAGCAUUGGUUUAUGAGUAUAUGCCUAAAGGGUCAUUAGAUAAGUACAUUUUUCACAGAGGGCAACAAAAAGAAAAUGAAGAAGUUUUGGAUUGGAAAAUGUUGCAUAGCAUAGUUAUGGGGGUAGCACGAGGAUUAGAGUACUUGCAUCAAGGCUGCAACACGAGGAUUUUGCAUUUUGACAUCAAACCACACAACAUUCUUUUGGACGAUGACUUCUGUCCCAAAAUCUCGGAUUUCGGGCUUGCUAAGCAAUGCAAGGCUAGAGAGAGUCACGUGUCGAUGACGGGUGCAAAGGGGACUGCGGGAUUUAUGGCGCCAGAAGUAAUGUAUAGAAACUUUGGCAAAAUUUCGCACAAGUCUGAUGUUUAUAGCUUUGGAAUGUUGGUUCUUGAGAUGGUGGGUGAAAGAAAGAGACCACAUGAAUUAGGAGUUGGGGAGAUCAGUAAAGAAGAGUACUUUCCGGAUUGGAUAUAUAAGGACUUGGGAAGAAGUGGAAUAGAUGGAGCGCAUUGGUGGGGAAGAACAGAGGAAGAACAAGAAAUGGCAAGAAAAAUGAUCAUUGUCGGAUUGUGUUGUAUACAGACGUUGCCGGAGGAUAGGCCAUCAAUAACCGAUGUGGUUGCGAUGUUGGAAGGGAGUGUUGAUGACUUACAAAUUCCGGCCAAGCCAACCUUGUUUGGACCUCCUGCAAUCUUUCUUCAUCCUUCUUCUUCUUCUUCCUCUCCUUCAUCCUUGUAAUUAUGUAUAAUGGCUUUUGCUGCCUCUUCUUGCCUGUACUUAUAUUAAGGAAAGUUAUUUACAAAAUAGAGAAAAAGUCCAUAGUUUUAUAUAGCAACCAAACCCAAUAUAUUAGUUGAUAUUGUAAAAUUAGAUUUUGUUGAAUUUAAUCAUGUAUCGUCCAACCAUAUUGAUCCUA